GGCAUUCAUCCUAAAACAGAUCGUUCAAUACUACGAGCACUCGGAAGGAUGGAUGCAGUUCCCGGACGAAAGGCACAAAUGGCAUCUGGAUCGGCUCCUGACCUCACCUACUGCCAGCCAUGCGCGGAGGACGGCAAGAAAAUCCUCCCUGAGGCCUUCUGUCCCGUCUGUAAGGAGUUCCUGUGUUCCACCUGCGCCCGAGUACACCGGAACCAGAAAAUAACCAAAACUCACGCCCUCCAGGACAAGGACAAUAUGCCUUCCUCAUUCCGCGAAGAGAGUGAAGAUGAAAAGUUUACAGAAACAUGUCAGCGUCAUGCUCAAGAGUUCAUAAAAUAUUACUGUCUUAAUCAUGAGACACUUCUGUGUGGAGACUGCUUGGCUGAAAAAGCUCAUCGCUCAUGCAAUAUUGAAAGGAUUUCUCAAGUUGCAAAACGGUACAAGGAGGGUGCAGAAUACAACAGCCUGAAAACACGGCUUGUCCAGACGGCCUCUGACAUUGGCAAACUGUCACACGACAUACAGGUGAUCAUGAAAUCAGUUGACGAAGAAAGCCUUGCCAAUAUCAAUGAGCUUCAAAAUAAGUCGGAGCUACAAGCACAGGACGACAAUAGCAACCAGCUAUUGAUAAUAGGAAAACGAGCUAUAAAAGAGCUGGCAGGUAUCCAGGCAGCCCUGGAAGAUGUGAGCAGGAGGAGUGAAGUUGCCCGAUACAAGUUUUACAGGGACCCCGUAAUUGAGCAGAUAAAAGCUUCUGAAAAUGCAAUAGGACGGUUGGAAGAGGGCGAAAUAACGUCGGCGUUAGGGCAACAACACCGACAACAGCAAACGAAGCAGGAACAACGGCAACAGGAUACGAUGCAACAACACCAAAAACAGAUGAAAGCUGUUUCACAAAAAGGUUUGCGUACAACCACUAACUAA
Molecule: messenger RNA, 924 nt
Organism: Mya arenaria
Lineage: Eukaryota; Metazoa; Mollusca; Bivalvia; Myida; Myidae
Product: transcription intermediary factor 1-alpha-like
Exons: 3
Coding region: 49-924 (291 amino acids)
Molecular function (GO): zinc ion binding
Source: RefSeq, a predicted model, not a curated record